UUAUUUAUUUUCCCCCCGUUAGAAACCCUUUAUAUAUUUAUUUAUUUUGUGUCAAUCUUUCUGAUUCUCCCUUCUUCAUUCCGUUAUAUUACAGUCCCAUGUUUUGUAUAACCAGCCUCUCUCAUUUCUCCUCAAUCGAACAGAACGACAAAACCCUAACUUUCUUUUUUUGCUUUUCCAUCUCGGUUUCUCGGGAACCAAACGGUUCAAUUCUCCGGUUGAAAUGACGUCGCAUCCGCAGGAGAUGGAUCUUGAAGACGACGGAGGAAGCUCCGAUCUCAGCACCAGCGCCGGCGAGCCAGAAAAGAACACGAACCCUAAUCCUAACCCCGAGCACAACAACAAAAACAACAGAAACAACGUUAACGGAGUUUCGAGGUCGGCAAAUUUCGCCGAAAUGACGGCGUUUCAAGCCUUGCCGAUGAAGGAGGAGCCUUUGGACUCAGACCCGGACCAGAAGGUUCAGCAUCAGCAGUCGACGUCGGUGGUGCCGGUGGCGAUGCAGAUGCAGGUGGCGCCAAUGCCUCUGCCCAUGCCGAUGCCGGUCUCGACGGCGAUCAGACGGUCGUCAACCAAAGACCGACACACGAAGGUCGAAGGCCGUGGCCGUAGGAUCCGAAUACCGGCCACGUGUGCGGCUCGGAUCUUCCAAUUGACCAGAGAACUGGGCCACAAGUCGGACGGCGAGACCGUACGAUGGCUCCUCGAACACGCGGAGCAGGCCAUUAUCGAAGCCACCGGCACCGGGACAGUCCCGGCCAUCGCCGUCUCCGUCGGUGGGGCCCUCAAGAUCCCGACGACCACGAACGCCAACCCUGUCGACGAAACGACGACGUCUAGUGCCGCCACCGCCAAGAAACGGAAGCGCCCCUCUAACAGUGAGUUCGUUGACCUGACCGACGCCGUUUCUCAGUCGUCCGGUCUGGCCCCGAUCGGACCGGCUGUUCCCCAGGGGCUGGUCCCGGUCUGGGCCGUGGCGGGGAACGCCGCGGGGGUGAACAUGAUGGUCCCGGCCAACGCCUUCUGGAUGAUUCCCCCGACGGCCGCCGCGGCUGGCCCAGGCCCAUCAAGACAGCAGCCUCAGAUAUGGGCCUUAUCGCCGACAGUAACUCCCGUCUUCAACAUGGCGGCCCGGCCCAUCUCUUCCUUCGUCGCUAAUCAACCGGCCGUCGUCGGCCCAGCUGGCGUUCCAAGCUCCGUCGUCGAAGUUCCAUCCCACGUGGCCCACCACGGAGGUGGGCUUUCGACGAGCACGACGUCGGUGGGGCCAACAGCGGCGAAGAAGACGUCGUCGACGAUGGCUCCGAGCUUGAGCAGCUCCGGCGGCCGCGGUGGUGGGACCAAGGCUCAGAUGCUGAGAGAUUUUUCUUUGGAGAUUUACGAAAAGCAGGAGUUGCAGUUCAUGGGCCGACCUGGGAAUCACCAAACGCAGUCGUCGAAGCCAUGAAAUUAGGAAUUAAUCACGCAAAAGUUUGAAGCUUAGAAGCUAGAGAUAGAAAGAGAGAGUGGAUUCUAGUGUCAGAAAUGUAAUGAGAGAUUGCUAUAUCCACUUUGUAUGUUAAUGGACAGAGAAAAUAAAUAUGAAAAAUUUUUAAAGAA
This is a messenger RNA of Morus notabilis, 1599 nucleotides long. RefSeq names its product transcription factor TCP9. Bases 224 to 1447 code for a protein of 407 amino acids. Gene Ontology annotation, cellular component: nucleus. The record is from RefSeq and is a predicted model, not a curated record. Lineage: Eukaryota; Viridiplantae; Streptophyta; Magnoliopsida; Rosales; Moraceae. The transcript has a single exon. Gene Ontology annotation, molecular function: sequence-specific DNA binding; DNA-binding transcription factor activity.